Molecule: messenger RNA, 3800 nt
Organism: Magnolia sinica
Lineage: Eukaryota; Viridiplantae; Streptophyta; Magnoliopsida; Magnoliales; Magnoliaceae
Product: auxin response factor 2B-like
Exons: 15
Coding region: 661-3246 (861 amino acids)
Biological process (GO): response to hormone; regulation of DNA-templated transcription
Cellular component (GO): nucleus
Molecular function (GO): protein binding; DNA binding
Source: RefSeq, a predicted model, not a curated record
UCGUAACACCGUUUAUAAACGGUUAUGCUGAAGGUUCCUGCGGUCGAAGCUGUACGAGAGAUGGUUAUGGCAGCUGGACGUCUCUGAAGAGUUGCAGAAGAGAGAGAGAAGAAAAUGUAUUAAACGACAGCAAUUGCUCGCUACGAGAAAUAGUAGGAGAUGUCAGAGCUAGGGUUUCCAGAGGGAAGCUGCUGAAGGAUUUAUCUGCACGUUGGGAAUUUCGAUCCCCGUUUCUAGGGUUUUGAUAUCUUUCUUUCUUGCUUUGUGUCUGCUGAAUUCGCUUCGAGGAGUUGCAGAUGGGAGAUCUGUGCUGAAAAUCGGUGUUUGGAGCUGCUAGGGUUUUGGAAUCCUGGUUUUUCUGGUGAAGACCUUGGAGGAGUUGCAGAUGAGAGAUCUGGUGUUGGAAUUCACGUGUUUUUGGUUUUUGAUCUCUGCUUCUGGCGCCUUUCAACUUUGAUUUCUGAUUUCUCCAGUGAAAGUAGACUGGAGCUGUUUCGGGCGGGAGAUCUGGGUUGAAAUUCUCUCGGUUUGGUUUUUUAAUCGCCGAUUGUGUUGGUUUUCUGUGUUUUGAGCUUGCUUGGAUUUUGGAUUUCUCGUUUUUGUUGCGGAAAUCGACUUGAACGGUUGUAAAUGAGAGAUUUGUUUUGAAAUUUUUAUGAUAUGGCUUCGUCUGAGGUUUUGUUGAAGGGGAGAGGCGUUACUGGCCGUGGAGAGAGCUUCCCUUCCGGUUGUAGCGAGCCGGAUGAUGGUGGAAUUGCGAGAAAGGCGAUUUCAACAGCUUCUCCGGCCGCCGGAAAAGAUUCGGAAGAUGCACUUUAUACUGAGCUUUGGCACGCCUGUGCUGGACCGCUGGUUACGGUGCCGCGGGAAGGAGAGAGAGUUUUCUAUUUUCCACAAGGGCAUAUAGAACAGGUCGAGGCCUCAACAAAUCAAGUUGCUGAUCAGCAGAUGCCGGUUUACAACCUACCAUCUAAAAUCCUUUGCCGUGUUAUCAAUGUCCAAUUGAAGGCGGAACCUGACACAGAUGAGGUUUUUGCUCAAGUGACUUUGCUUCCUGAAGAAAAUCAAGACAAUACUGCAGUGGAGAAAGAGGCCUUGCCUGCUACCCUGCAGCGCCCCCAUGUGUAUUCCUUUUGCAAGACGCUGACUGCUUCGGACACAAGCACCCAUGGUGGAUUCUCUGUGCUGAGGCGGCAUGCUGAUGAAUGCCUUCCACCUCUGGACAUGUGCCGUGAACCUCCAACACAAGAGUUGGUAGCCAAGGAUUUGCAUGGGACAGAGUGGCGCUUCCGCCAUAUCUUUCGAGGUCAACCAAGGAGGCACCUUCUUCAAAGUGGUUGGAGUGUCUUUGUCAGCUCGAAACGCCUUGUCGCAGGGGAUGCUUUUAUUUUUCUCAGAGGUGAGAAUGGUGAACUUCGUGUUGGAGUGAGACGUGCUAUGAGACGGCAGAGCAAUGUUCCAUCUUCUGUCAUAUCUAGUCACAGCAUGCACCUUGGUGUCCUUGCAACAGCAUGGCAUGCCAUCUCAACAGGAACCAUGUUCACUGUCUAUUACAAACCCAGGACAAGCCCUUCUGAGUUCAUUGUUCCUUUCAAUCAAUACAUGGAGUCUGUCAAAAACAGCCAUUCCAUAGGGAUGAGAUUCAAAAUGAGAUUCGAAGGUGAAGAAGCUCCGGAGCAGAGGUUUACAGGCACCAUUGUUGGCAUAGGAGAUGUAGUUUCCAACAAGUGGCCUGGAUCCAAAUGGAGAUGCCUGAAGGUGCGGUGGGAUGACACUUCUUCAAUUCCUCGUCCAGAGAGAGUUUCUCCUUGGAAAAUAGAACCUGCGUUGAUACCUCCUGCUCUAAAUCCCCUCGCAACACCCAGAUCGAAAAGGUCCCGAGCAACCAUGGUGCCUUCUUCUCCAGAUUCAUCAGUUCUUACGAGGGAAGGUCCAUCUAAAGUCACAAUAGACCCUGCACAAGUACAUGGAUUCUCGAGGGUCUUGCAAGGUCAAGAACUGACGACCUUGAAAGGCACAUUUGCUGACAGUAACGAGUCUGACACUGCUCAAACGCAUGUCGUAUGGCCUACCUCACAGGAUGAUGAUAAAAUUGACAUUGGCUCUGCUCGGAGAAGAUUAGGGUCGGAGAAUUGGAUGCAGAUGACAAGGCAUGAAUCAACUUGUACAGAUCUCUUAUCAGGAUUUCGAACUCCCAAUGACUCAAAUGGGUUCUAUUCGCCACUCAUCGACCAAGCUCCAAAUGAUGUUAGUCACCUAAAGAAGCGCUUUAAAGAUCAGGAACAGAAAUUCAACUUGCUCUCAGGCCCAUGGUCUAUGAUGCCUUCGAGCCCAUCACAAGACACGAGGGAAUCUAGCUUGAAGAUGCCAGUACAAGCUUGUGAGAUGCCUUAUCAAAAAUCUGGAAAUGUUAGAUAUAAUCCGCUGGGUGUUUAUUCUGUACUGCAGAAUGUUGGAGUCGAGCAACAUCCAGGGAACUGGUUUACACCAUUGCUGUCACCAUCCCAUUUGGGGAAUUCCCCUCAUUUAAGGGGGGCAAAGUCUCAACUAGCCUUGUUACCAGAACAUGAGGCGAUAAAACCCAAAGGAGAUGGCAACUGUAAGCUCUUCGGGAUUCACCUGAACAGUAAUCCUGGGCCAGUCGAACCUGCAAAAUUCCAUGUGAAUGAAACUUAUGAGACAGAGUCCCAAACUCCCACAUCGCACCAGCCACAAGCUUUGGAAUCAGACCAACAGUCAGAGCCACGGAAGGGUAGAAAAUCAGCAGAUACUCCUUUUGUGGAAAGUGAGGAGAAACCUCAACCUUGUCAGCAACUUUCUAAAGAUGUUCAGAGCAAACAUCAGAGCAGUUCAACCAGGAGUUGCACUAAGGUUCAUAAGCAGGGGAUUGCUCUUGGGAGGUCUGUUGACCUCACAAAGUUCAAUGGAUAUGAUGAACUGACUGCUGAGUUAGACUGGAUGUUCGAAUUUAAGGGUGAAUUGAUGCCUCCCAACAAAAAUUGGCUGGUUGUAUAUACGGAUAAUGAGGGUGAUAUGAUGCUUGUUGGAGAUGAUCCCUGGCAGGAAUUCUGUAGCAUGGUUCGCAAGAUUUUCAUCUACACAAAGGAGGAGGUCCAGAGCAUGAAUCCAGGGUCUUUGAACCCAAAAGUCAAAGAAAGUCCAGUUGAAAAUCCACAUGUCGCAGAAGAAAGAAUAGUCGUGCAAGAAACUCCGCCCUCACUGGAAGCUGAUCCAGAGAACUGCUAGCUUUAUGCAUGGUUGGUGUGGGAUUGAAAUUGACAGGAGAGAAGCUUCUAUGGACCAUCUGGUACAGCGAGCGCUGCUUAUUCCUAUCUAGGCACAUGAACACAUGCUUUAGAUCUUAGGUCUCCAUAGGAUGGGUUGAAGUGUUCAGGUCUUCUGGACUAGGAAUCCAAGCCAUUUUACAUCUCAGAUGGGCCACACCAUACAAACCAAUACGAUGGGUUAGUUGUUUCAACUAUCAGUUUUACAUUGUAUAUUGCCGCCAACCUGAUGGUUGCAUCAGGUUAAUGUUUUAUGUAGAUGAUUUUCAAGGAGGGUCCCAUGUUUUAGAUGACUCUGAUUAUUGUAUCAUUUCCAUGCAUGGACCCACAAGAACCAAGUAGAGGGUGUGCGGGGAAACUGAACUAUGUAGAGCCAUAUACUAGGCUUCUGUCUAGUGCAUCUCAAAAUAUAAUUUAAAUGAUGUAAUAUAGCUAUACAAAUGCAUGUACAUUGAGUGGACGGUUAAAGUGAGUAAUAUCCAAUGGUUUGAAAUUAGCAAAACUAAUGAUUAGGUA